AUGAUUGAAGAAGAAAUCAUACCAUGGAACGAAAAGCCCUCAUUGAAACAGUUCACCUUUAGAUCAACUAUUGUGGGCUUAUUUAUUGGGUCAAUAGUUUUAAUGUCCAAUUUUCAGUUUGGGCUACAAACUGGCUGGGUUUCAAUGAUGUCUUUGCCUGCUGCUUUGCUAGGUUUCUCAAUAUUCAAAGUCUUUUCCAAAAAUCUAUCAUAUCCAUUCACAGAUGCAGAAAACGUCUUUGUACAAAGUGUUGCAGUUGCUGUUGGUACUGGACCCUUAGCAUAUGGGCUAGUUGGUAUAAUUCCAAGUAUUGAGAAAUUUUUAACGAUUGAAGAAAGUGGUUAUGACUUCAAAUUGCAAUUUUCAACGUUGCAGUUGAUUUACUGGUCAACUGGUUUAGCAUUUUUUGGAAUUUUUUUUGCGAUUCCUUUAAGAAAACAGGUUAUAAUAAAAGAAAAAUUGCCAUUUCCAUCAGGAUCUGCUACUGCGACUUUAAUCUCUGUUUUACAUAACACUGAGUUGUAUGAAGAAAGUGAUGAGGUUGUUCAAUACAAUGAUGCUAAGAAUAGAACUUCAGCUAAUGGAAAUCUAAUCAAUAGCGAAAAUCAUGAAAAUAGUUCAAAUUAUAGCAAUUUAAUUGAUAAUGAAUCAUUGUUAGAGUUGAAAAAAACUGAAACUUAUAAUAAAAAUUUCAAGAAUUUAUUGAUAACAUUUUGUGUAUCAUCGUUUUAUACAAUUAUUGCACAUUUUUUUCCCAUUCUAAGAAAUUUACCUGUUUUUGGAAGAUAUCUUUCAAAGAAUUAUUUAUGGAAUAUUCAACCAUCGCCUGCAUAUAUUGGGCAAGGUAUUAUAAUGGGGUUACCAACCGUUUCAUACAUGCUAUUUGGAUCGAUAUUAGGAUGGGGAAUUUUAGCACCAUUAAGUAAAGAAAUGGGAUGGGCACCAGGAGAAAUAAAUGAUUGGAAAACUGGUGGACAAGGAUGGAUAUUAUGGAUCAGUUUGAGUGUAAUGAUAAGUGAUAGUGUUAUUGGAUUUUUGGUUAUUUCAUCCAAGAUGUGUUUUAAAUUCUAUAAAAAAAUUUCAAUUAAGCGUUCCAAUUAUAAUCAUGGAAAUGAUGAUGGUAAUGAUGGUUUUGAGAGUGAAUCAUUAUUACAAAGAACUGUAUUAAAUGAUGAUGAUAAUAAUAAUGAAAAUGAAAAUGAAAAUGAAGUUAGUGAAAAAUAUCUUGUAUCAAAUAAAACUACAAUAAUUGGAUUGAUUGGAUCAUGUUUACUUUGUUUAAUUUCAAUUAGGUUGGUAUUUCCUAAUGGUAUUAUUCCAGUAUAUUCGAUAUUGAUUGCAGUUAUAUUAGCUCUUUUUUUAUCGAUUCUUGGAGUUCGGGCACUUGGAGAAACAGAUUUAAAUCCUGUUUCAGGAAUUGGGAAACUAUCACAAAUAAUAUUUGCAAUAAUUAUUCCAAAAGAUCGAAAGGGAACAGUUUUAAUUAACUUGGUGGCAGGAGGAAUAGCAGAAGCAGGAGCUCAGCAAGCAGGAGACUUGAUGCAGGAUCUUAAGACUGGUCAUUUGAUUGGAGCAUCACCAAAGGCACAGUUUAUCGCACAAGUUAUUGGAACUAUAUGGUCGAUUUUUUUAUCCUCGGUUAUGUAUAAGGUGUAUAAUCAUGUUUAUGAUAUACCGAAUGACUUAUUUAGGAUUCCUACAGCAGUUAUUUGGAUUGAUUGUUCCAGAUUAGUUACUGGAAAAGGAUUGCCCCCAUAUUCAAGGAUUUUUUGUAUGAUAUUUGGGUUGGUAUUUGGUGUUAUUUCGUUGAUCAAAAACAUUAUUUUUAACUGUGACUUUUAUAAACAAACUAAAGAUUCUGAUCAAUAUUACUACAAAGUUAUCAAGAAAAAUUUACGAAAAAUAGAAAAGUAUAUUAUUUAUAUACCUAGUGGAAUUGCAGUGGGAAUUGGUAUUUACAAUACACCCAAUUUUACUAUUGCUAGAUUCAUUGGGGGGUUAGUUGUGUAUAUUUGGAUGCAAAGAGUUUAUAAUGAUAAUGAUAACGAUAGUGAUAGUAAUAAUGAUACAGAGGAAAUACAAAAUAAAAAGAUUUCAAUGAUUAUAUUUAGCUCCGGGUUAAUCUUGGGAGAAGGGUUGUUUAGUAUUUUCAGUAUGGUUUUAACCAGUUUAGGAGCAUGA
Messenger RNA from Ascoidea rubescens DSM 1968, 2181 nucleotides. RefSeq lists its product as uncharacterized. The coding region runs from base 1 to 2181 and encodes 726 amino acids. Gene Ontology annotation, cellular component: fungal-type vacuole membrane. Gene Ontology annotation, molecular function: oligopeptide transmembrane transporter activity. The record is from RefSeq and is a predicted model, not a curated record. The transcript has 2 exons. NCBI's taxonomy places the organism in Eukaryota, Fungi, Ascomycota, Saccharomycetes, Ascoideales, Ascoideaceae.